Messenger RNA from Cuscuta campestris, 649 nucleotides. The record is from the annotation of a GenBank genome assembly. Lineage: Eukaryota; Viridiplantae; Streptophyta; Magnoliopsida; Solanales; Convolvulaceae.
CUCGACGAGAGUUUGUCUUACGAAGAAGAGCCAGUUAAGAUCUUGGCGCGCGAAACUAAAGUACUAAGAAAUAAGACGGUACCUUUAGUAAAGGUACUAUGGCGUAAUCAUGCGGUGGAAGAAGCAACCUGGGAGACCGAAGAAUCUAUGCGAACUCAGUACCCUCAUCUCUUCGACGACCAAUGACUCAGCCGCCGGCGUCGCCGCUCAUCGCCGGUCGCCCUUCCCCAGCCAGCCGUCGUCGCCGAGCCUCCAGCCGUUGUUUCACCUUCGCUGGAAAUCCGCCAUCAUCGCCGACGAAUUGCAGCGCCGCCACGCCGAGCGCUGGACGUCGCCUGAACUGCCGGCGUCCUUCCUCGCCGUCGAUUGCAGCGCCGCCAGUCGCUGCUCACCGCCGUCGAGCUGCCGCUACGCCACUGUCGCCGGCGUCCGUCACCGUCGCCGCAUCCGGCCGCUGCCCCGAGUUGAUAUCGCCGGCAGAUUAACCUCCACGCCGGAUUGAUUGGUCGAUUUCGUAUUUUGACUCGACUUGACCCGUUCGGUUGAUUUCGUUGAUUUGUCUUCCGUUCGAGCUAUCGAUUCGAUUUCGACGUAAUCCAGGUCCGUACUAUGAAGUUAAUAGCAUUCAGAAUAGAUUUAAUGGUUUGGA